This is a messenger RNA of Archocentrus centrarchus (flier cichlid), 2148 nucleotides long. Its product is annotated as kelch-like protein 40a. The transcript has 6 exons. Gene Ontology annotation, molecular function: protein binding. NCBI's taxonomy places the organism in Eukaryota, Metazoa, Chordata, Actinopteri, Cichliformes, Cichlidae. The coding region runs from base 72 to 1910 and encodes 612 amino acids. The record is from RefSeq and is a predicted model, not a curated record.
UGUGAGUGCUGUGAGUCCUGCUCUGUUGUGGGGAGUAAGUAAGGAGCCCACGAAUCCCGACCAGGAACAAAAUGGCUGCCAUGACUAUAGAUCCAGUGGAGCAGCCUCGGAUGUACCAGCAGACCCUGCUUCAGGAUGGACUGUGUGACCUCUUAGAAAAUGACAGAUUUGUGGAUUGUGUCCUCAAAAUCCAGGACAAGGAGUUCCCCUGCCACCGCUUGGUUCUGGCGGCCAGCAGCCCCUUCUUCAAGGCCAUGUUCCUGUCUGACUUGGAGGAGAGCAAGAAGAGGGAGGUUGUCCUCAAAAAUGUGGAACCUGGGGUAAUGGGGAUGAUCCUACGGUACUUGUAUACAUCUGACAUUAAUCUGACAGAACAGAACGUCCAAGAUAUCUUCAUGGUUGCCAACAUGUACCAGAUCCCUUCCAUCUUCUCCGUAUGUGUGUCCUAUCUCCAAGAAAAGCUGGUGCUGGGCAACUGCUUGGCUAUCUUCAGACUGGGGCUGGUUCUGGAUUGUCCCAGGCUUGCUCUUGCUGCAAGAGACUUCAUCUGUGAGCGCUACCAGGUUGUUGUCAGGGACCAAGACUUUCUGCAGCUGGGCCCCAGUGAGCUGGCCAUCAUCAUCACCUCAGAUGCCCUUAAUGUUGACCGGGAGGAGCAGGUGUUUGAGUCCCUGAUGGACUGGGUCAAGCAUGAUGAGACACAUCGGGUCAAAGAUCUCCCAGAGCUGCUGCACUGCAUUCGUUUCAGACUCAUAGCUUUGGAUUACUUCAAAGAAAAAGUGGAGUGUCACCAGUGCAUCCGCUUCAGCCAGGAGAUCAAGAAGGAGCUGGAUCUCGUCAGGGAUGCUCACAGAGGACGUCUCCCCAAGCCAAAGAAGCCUGCAAGAGAUGGGGCGAAGGGGGGUGAAGGCAGUGAGGAUGAGGAAGAUGAAGAAGAAGGUUACCUGCCUGGUAUACUCAAUAACAACCCUCGCUUUGGGAUGUUUGAGCUGGACCUCAUACUUAUGAUUAGCGACACAGGGACUGUGGCCUAUGACCCGGCAGGAAAUGAGUGCUUUGUGGCAUCAGAAUCCACCGAAAUUCCCAAGAACCACUGCAGCCUGGUGACGAGAGAGAACCAGGUAUUUGUUGUUGGAGGGCUUCUCUACAGUGAGGAGGACAAAGAUGAACCAUUCAGCUCCUACUUCCUGCAGUUUGAUCCAGUCAAUUCAGAAUGGUUAGGAAUGCCUCCACAACCCAACCCACGCUGUCUGUUUGGCCUGACCGAGGCUGAAAACUCCAUCUUUGUUGUUGGAGGGAAGGAACUGAAGGAAGGAGAGCAAGCACUAAGCUCAGUCAUGAUCUACGACAGACAGUCAUUCAAAUGGGGAGAGUCUGAUCCUCUGCCUUAUGAAGUGUAUGGCCAUGGAACUGUAUCACACAAAGGUCUUGUCUAUGUCAUCGGAGGAAAGUCUGAAAGCAGAAAAUGCAUGAGAAGAGUCUGUGUCUACAAUCCCACUAAGUUUGAGUGGAAGGACCUGGCUCCUCUGAAAACAGCCCGCUCUCUGUUUGGCAUCACUGUCCACAAUGACCAGAUCUUUGUGGUGACAGGAGUCACAGACUCAGGCCUCACCAGCUCUGUGGAGGUCUACGACAUUGCCAAUAACAAGUGGUCUGAAUUCACAGAGUUCCCUCAGGAGCGCAGCUCCCUCAAUCUGAUCUCAAUGGGGGGGCUCUUGUAUGCUGUGGGUGGUUUUGCCAUGAUGCCCAGUGAAACCAGUGAGGAGCCCGUCCCAACAGAGAUGACUGACAUUUGGAGAUAUGAUGAGUCAGACAAGUGCUGGACCGGGAUACUGCGUGAGAUUAGCUAUGCGGAGGGAUCCACUAUUCUUCCAGUGCGUCUCAACACUCUGCGCCUCACAAAGUUAUAACUGGACCAAACUCUUAGUGUCAUGAGGGGAAUCAUAUAACUUUAGCACCAGAUUAAAAUAAUGUAUUGAUUAGCUGAGGGUCAGAAGGUAACAGGUGGGGAUGAAAAAAGGUGUUAUGAAACAAGCAUAGAAGAAUUUUAUCUCCGUUUUUCAGCAGGGGGAGACAGAUACAUGCCAGAGCAGGACACGAGUCAGAACAUCACACCAAAUUUAUUUUUCGAGAAAGCUAAAAUAUCAC